Molecule: messenger RNA, 1207 nt
Organism: Microstroma glucosiphilum
Lineage: Eukaryota; Fungi; Basidiomycota; Exobasidiomycetes; Microstromatales; Microstromataceae
Exons: 3
Coding region: 1-1008 (335 amino acids)
Biological process (GO): basic amino acid transmembrane export from vacuole
Cellular component (GO): fungal-type vacuole membrane
Source: RefSeq, a predicted model, not a curated record
AUGUUGUCUCGCCCUUGUCUCGGCAGGCUAGCCACGAGAGUCGCCCCGACCGUGGCCUUUGCUGCCAUCACACUGGCUUCCUUCACAUCCGCAAAGCAUCGUCACCACAAAGGCUCGGACUGGACCGACGAGGAUGCCGAGAGACAGAGGAUACGGGACCAAUGGUCAAGCAUCGUAGGCUGGAUCUCGAUUGCUAGCUGGAUUCUUCCUUCCUUCAGUCAAUUGAAAGAGUCGUAUGAUCGCAAGAGUGGAGAGGGCCUGUCCCUAGCUUUCGUCAUCAUCUGGCUUGCUGGAGACCUGCUGAAUCUAAUUGGAGCUUGGAGGCAAGAACUGCUCUGGACCAUGAUCAUCCUCGCAUUGUAUUACUCCAUCUGCGAUGUAGCUCUCAUCUUCCAGUACUACUAUUACCGCAAGUACCAUGACUACUUUCAUCCUGCCAACCCUGCCCCUGAAGCAGAAGCAUCAGAAAGCACGCCUCUCAUCCGCAACAACAGCACAGAAGGCGCAAAGGCCACUGCAGAGCAGCAGUCUCAAUUGCUGAGGGCAGAGGUCCUGCGGUACGUGGGCGCUGCUGGUCUCAUUGUCUUGACAGGUGUAGCGGCCUGGGCCAUCGAGAGCCGACACACCAUUGAUAAUGGUGCAGGCAAGAAGCCUGAGGGUCCUGGGUGGAGGUGGGAUGCGCAGAUCUACGGAUGGCUCUCGGCUGCCUUCUACCUCGCUUCGCGGGUGCCCCAGAUCUUCAAGAACCGCAGAACUAAAUGCCAGGGACUCUCUCUCGCACUCUUCGUCUUUGCUGUUGCAGGAAAUCUUACGUACGUGGCUUCGAUCUUGCUCAAGUCUACAGACCCAGAAUACCUGCUCGAGUCUGCAUCUUGGCUGGUGGGGUCUCUGGGAACCAUCUUCCUCGACUUCAUCGUCCUGGGUCAAUUCAUCGCCUACCGAGAGGAGAGGGCAGCCUUGGAGGCUGCGACUACGAACGGUGGCAGCAGCCACAUCGAGGCGUCGUGAGCAUGUAUGGCUAGAUGGGCUCGUCAAGCAUCAUACAUUUGAGAAAGGCGGACAUAGACGGACUCGCUUUCCGACCGUCACCGCUCUUACAUGGGCAUAGGCUCAUUUGGCACACUAAUGCGCUUGAACUGCACAUAUUUGUAUCUUAUCACAUGACAAGAUGUCUAUACUUUGCCAAUACAUUCAGUGGAUAUACGUG